UUCUUAGUCUUUCAAUCAUUGUCUGAGGCUGAGCUGCGCCCCUGUCUCGUUGUUUUGUCUCAUAAUCUCAGACAGACUACAAGGGCUAAACAUAGUCACGCCCUGUAAACCUGUUGGGGCUUCCCCAAUUGAAGAUUUGGUAUAAAUUCAACUGGAAGCUCUCAUGCUGUCAGCUUGAGGAUUCUAUCAGUGACUCUGCAUGCAAUGGUGAAAAUGGCCCUCUCCUUCAUCCUCCUUCUAAUACUUGCAGGAAUGAUUGCUGCAAAACACAUUCCAUGCAAAGUCCAAUGUGAAAGAAGAGAAAAAGUUCAGCACUUUGGAUUUGAUAUAGCCAAGAAGCCACUCCUAAUAGAUGUGGGAGAAUGUCACACCACACUUCUCAAUAAGACAGAAGAAGGCUGCAGAAUCAACAAUGAGCACAUGUGCAUAAAAAGAUGCAUUCCUAGAUCCCGUGAAUAUCUGGAAGCCAGCAAUAGAGAUGGUCCAAUUAGAGUUCCUGUAAUUCGAUCAUGCUAUCCCACAUAUCAUCACUGCUUGGAAGAUUGUGAGCUAAAGCCCCAUGUCCUCUACCUCUUUCCUGACUCCAAAUACCAGACGAGGGUAGACGUUAAGAAAUGCAGCGGGCAAUGCAGCGAUGAAGCAUCUGACCACUCGUGUGUGCCAACUAGUGUUAGUACAAAAGCAGUUGAUGGACCAAAUGGACCAGUAACACUAUCGAUCAUUGAUAAAUGCCAGUGUAAGAAUUCGGUCUGUUACAGGCAAGACUAUUAUCAGUCUCACUGGAACUACACAAGAUGCAGCAACGUCACUGCAACAAAGACAGAAAAGGUUAUUAAUGUUGGAAGGUGUGUUGGCUCGUGUGAAGGUGUUGAGCUACCAGGGAGAUGCUACCCGUCCCCGACAAGAUGUCUCCUAUACAUCCCAAGUGGUCCUGCAAAAUGCGUCCCAACCACAUACUCAAGGGAUAACUACUAUGACUCUGACAUGAAUGAAAACAGUGUACCAGUCAUUGAAGAGUGUGGCUGUACAUCUGGCUGAUACUGGCCUUUAUAAAACACACACACACACACACACACACACACACACCAGCAUUAAUCAUUUAUUUCCAGCAAGAAAACAUAUGGAAUUAUGUCAGCUCUUGUGUCUACACUUACAGACUGGUCUACCUUUAAUUGCCUCGAACCUAUUAAUAAUAAUAAUAAUAAUAAUAAUAAUAAUAAUAAUCAGCUCAUAUUAUCAUUAUUUUAACGUUUUAUGUUAAAUAUAAUCCUUGUCAUAACCUA
This is a messenger RNA of Amphimedon queenslandica, 1283 nucleotides long. RefSeq lists its product as uncharacterized. The record is from RefSeq and is a predicted model, not a curated record. The transcript is spliced from 8 exons. Lineage: Eukaryota; Metazoa; Porifera; Demospongiae; Haplosclerida; Niphatidae. Bases 205 to 1038 code for a protein of 277 amino acids.